Messenger RNA from Ostrinia furnacalis (Asian corn borer), 754 nucleotides. RefSeq lists its product as uncharacterized. Bases 33 to 689 code for a protein of 218 amino acids. The transcript is spliced from 2 exons. The record is from RefSeq and is a predicted model, not a curated record. Lineage: Eukaryota; Metazoa; Arthropoda; Insecta; Lepidoptera; Crambidae.
CAAUCACCUUGUUUCGGCCAAAUUUUUCCAAAAUGAAUUUAAAAGAUAUAGUCUGGUUUCUCUGCGCAAUCGCACUAUCAACUUCAAAGGAGUGUGAUGACGAAUCUGAAUACGCGUACUCGUCAAUAUACAGAUCCUUUGACACUCCAGCCAUCACAAAAAAAGGGUCAAAGUCUGAAGAUGUGAAGAUAUCACCAGCUCCUGAAGUAGUUUAUACAUCAAAUCCAGUUUAUUAUACUAUAUUGACUCAAGAAGAAAGCAAACCUAAACCAGAUGAAGGAGCACGUGAGAUCACACCAGUGAAUUCAGACAACGCAUCCAACUCUAACAAUCAAGAUACUGCAACUGCAAAUGCAACUGAAGAGAAGAAACCAGUCAGUCAGUCAGUAGCACAGAAUGUAUCUGCUAUGUCAGUUGUCCCAGAAAUGACCAACGCUUCUGACGCUGUAAUGAAAGCAACUCCUGAAGUCAAUGCUUCUGCAGCUCCUGUAACUGUUCCAGCACAAACCAAGGGUUAUACUUCACCUCCGUUAACAAUGCCAAUUAUUCAGCCAGGAAGACUUAUAACUCCUGGACUAUCUGCUUAUGCAUCUUCAAAGGAAGACCAAGAUAAUGAAUAUGUAAUUGAAAAUAGUGACUCAGAAUCACAAGAAUCUGAGGAGUCCUUUGAUGGGUUCAGCAUGUGGUAAUUUUAGUUUAAGGCGCGCCUGACAAGUAAAUUAAGUUUAAUUUGAAUAUAAUUAUGUACCUAAUU